GCAAGUGAGUAUCAAUGGUGUUACCAAUGGCAAUCUUAUAAUUGAGGCUACAGUUGGUGAUACUGCAGUUGUUACUUGCAGCUGCAGUGAAAUAAACUAUCUAACAUAUCUGACAAGAAUUAACUUGAAGAAUUAUACUACGUCAAUCCCCCUUCUCAUUGGUAUUGGACACCAGACUAUGAAUGAAAUAUUAUUGGAUCCAUUGAGUUUCACAUGCUGUCAGCAUAAUCAAACCUUUCAUUGCUCUGCAACAAGAUUCCUCAAUGUCAUACAAUCAGAGCCAAUAACAAGCUCUUCCACCAUCCCUUCAUCGUCUCAAUGCAUUCCACCUUCUAGCUCUACGUUAGCUGAUGCAGACUCCACCUAUAGUUCAUCAAUAAAAAGCAUCAUUAGUUCAGUGGAUAUCUCCCCCUCAUCAUCCAUUACAAGUGACAAUGAACAACUCGUCCUUUCUACUGCAAAUACUGAAGUGUCUACUACUUUACACACAGAAACAUCUACUAUUGUGCAAACGAGUGCUACUCUUACUGCAAAUACAGAUGCAUCUUCUAUUUUACAUACAAAUUUAUCUCCUACUGUCCAAACAGACGUACCCACUACAGCAGCAGAUGGGCCAGGAGUAGUUACCAUAACUAAGAUCAUGAGUUCUUGUCCUACAGUUCAAACUAUUACAGAGUUGAUGUCACCUUCACCACUAAUGACUACUGUAUCUCCAAGAGGACCAGAAGCUACUGCUAACACUUUCUAUGAAUGUUUUAACAACAGUGGUUUCAUUACGUUUAUGGCUAUUUUUGUGCUCAUACUAAUAAUACAGUUUCUGGUGUGCAUUGCUGUAAUCUUGUGCUGUCGAUAUAGAAGCAAGAAGAUGAAAUUUGACCAUGACCUCACUCUUCAGAACAAUUACCAAACACAAUCAGCAGACCUGUGAUGUACAUGUACAGCCCUAUGUUAAUGUAUCGUAUCAUUAUGUAAAUUUUGUGUGGGCUACCCAAGGUGUUUUCCCUAAUGUUAAUGAUAUUCAAAAUUACAUAA
Amphimedon queenslandica is the source of this 1032-nucleotide messenger RNA. RefSeq names its product endochitinase A-like. The transcript has 3 exons. Bases 179 to 928 code for a protein of 249 amino acids. Lineage: Eukaryota; Metazoa; Porifera; Demospongiae; Haplosclerida; Niphatidae. The record is from RefSeq and is a predicted model, not a curated record.